AUGGGUUCGGAAUCAAGAUAUAAGAAGGCCCGGGUAUCUUCGGAGGAUACAGAUGAUAUUUACGCUAAAUCAUAUGCAGAAGUAAAGGAACUACUGGACGAAGAUAACGGGCAUGAUGAUAUCCGAAAUGGAAUAUCUAAUAGACAUGGGCCGCCACUCGGCGCCGAGGAAUAUGUCGAUGGGUCGGAUGGAGAAGAUGAAAUGUUACAAAAUAAAAAAUCAGUACUGGCAAGAGAAGAUUCAUAUAGACGCCAGAGAUUGGGUCGCAAACUGUCGCCAGAAAGGUUCGAUCCGUUUGCAAAAACAACCAACCCAGAGGAACGAACAUACUCAGAUAUUAUGAAAGAAACUGAAAUUAUGCGAACACGCAAAGAUAUAGAAAAAUUCAUGGAAAGAGAACGUAUGUCACUGGACGAUGUACGUAAUCUUGAUGUAAAAAGAUCGAGAAGAUCAGGAUUCGAUGAAGAUGAUGAACAUUCGGAAGCAUUUGCAGAAACACCCAUGGUGGAGAGCGGAGCAUACGUGGAGACUCCACAGAUCGUACCAGGAGCAUAUGCAGAAACGCCACAGUUUGCUGCCGCAACACCAGGCGCUGAGGCACGAAAAAGAAUGUCAAGAUGGGAUAAAACGCCACAAAUGGAAGCACAAACGCCAUCAGCCACACCAUUAGGAUUAGGGGAGUUUGGUGCAGCGACGCCCUUCACACCAGCUGGGUUACAACCAGAACAGUAUGCUUUUUCAACAGAUCGCAAUAGGUACCUGACUGACGAGGAACUUGAUGAAAUGCUACCAUGUGAAGGUUAUGAAAUUAUAGAACCUCCGGAAGGCUAUGUAGCUAGCAGACAUGUAACCUACCAUUCACAUCAUGUGAGUGAGUCGCCAAGUUUCAUAAUCAAAGAUGAAACACUACGGAAACCUUACGAUAUACCUGGAACGCCGUCGCUACUACUGGAUGUAGAAGUGAAGGCAGAGGAUCAGCAUUUUUUCGGCAAACUCUUCGACGACAAAACGGAAGAGGAUCUAACGGCUGAUGAAAUCACAGAACGACGUAUCCUCGCGCUAUUGUUGAAAAUCAAGAAUGGCACACCGCCGUUGAGGAGGCAAGCGCUAAGGCUGCUUACACAAAAGGCACGCGAAUUCGGACCGGGACCACUGUUCAACCAAAUUUUACCAUUAAUGAUGCAAACAACACUGGAAGAUCAGGAAAGACACCUAAUGGUUAAAGUUAUAGAUCGUAUUCUCUUCAAGUUGGAAGAUCAGGUUAGGCCAUACGUACACAAGAUAUUGGUAGUGAUUGAGCCACUGCUUAUCGAUGAAGAUUACUAUGCACGUGUUGAGGGACGUGAAAUCAUCAGCAAUCUAAGUAAAGCAGCCGGGUUGGCAACCAUGAUUGGUACCAUGCGUCCAGAUAUUGACCACCCAGAUGAAUACGUCCGCAACACCACAGCGAGAGCCUUCGCCGUCGUGGCGCACGCAACUGGAAUACAGUCACUGAUACUGUUCCUAAAGGCGGUAUGUCAGUCGAAGAAGAGCUGGCAAGCGAGGCAUACUGGUAUCAAAAUAGUGCAACAAAUAGCUAUAUUGGUUGGUUGCGGUGUGUUGCCACACCUGAAACAACUGGUGUCCAUCAUUGCACUGGGUCUGGAAGAUGAAGUUUUGAAAGUGAGGACCAUGACAGCAUUAGCCUUAGCAUCAUUAGCCGAAGCUAGUGCGCCAUUCGGAAUUGAAGCGUUCGACAUUGUUCUGCGACCAUUGUGGAAAGGUAUCACUGAACACCGAGGCAAGGGACUUGCUGCUUUCUUGAAAGCCAUUGGUAUGAUAGUGCCACUCAUGGACCCGUAUUACGCAUCCUAUUACACAAAAGAGGUGAUGAACAUUCUGGUGAAGGAGUUCGCAACACCAGACGAAGAGAUGAAACACAUUGUGCUGAAAGUAGUACGUCAGUGCAUUUCCACUGAAGGUAUACAAGCGGAUUACAUCCGACAGGAACUCCUAGAUCCUUUCUUCAAAUCAUUUUGGAUCGUUCGCAACAGUAUGGACAAGAAGAACUUGGAUCUUAUCAUCGAAACAACAGUAGAAAUAUCAAACAAAGUAGGGCUAGAGGUCAUCAACCGUUUAGUAGAUGACUUAAAGGACCCUUCUGAAAGUUUCAGAGUGAUGGUAGCUCAGUGCAUAGAGGCUGUUUUGAUAAGUUCACUAGGGCACGAUGCUGACCAAAAGGUGGAACUUGACCAACGUCUUGAAGAACUGUUGAUAGAUGGUAUGAUAUAUGCUUUUCAACAGCAGGCGUCAGAUGACUGCACAGUCUUGUUGGAUGCAUUCGGGACAUUGUUGCACUACCUUGGAGAACGUAGCCUCCCGUAUUUAACCCAAAUUGUCGGAGUCAUUCGCUGGCGUUUGGGCACACAGAGUCCGCGGACCAGGCAGCAAGCAGCAGAUAUGAUCUGCAAAAUAGCUCCUAUUAUGAGACAAUGUGGUCGACAGGAUAUGCUGGCCAGUUUGGGGCAGCACCUCUAUGAGUAUUUGGGUGAAGAGUACCCAGAAGUGCUAGGUAGCAUUUUAGGUGCCCUCAAGGCUAUCGUAUCGGCUAUAGGCCCGGCAUCCAUGUCCCCUCCAAUCAAGGACCUGCUGCCGAGGCUAACGCCCAUUCUGAAGAAUAGGCACGAAAAAGUUCAAGAAAAUGUAAUUGAACUGGUAGGACGGAUUGCAGACCGCGGAGGCGAUCUUGUUUCACCGAAAGAAUGGGAUCGUAUUUGUUUCGACCUACUAGAAUUGCUGAAAGCAAAUAAGAAGAGUAUCAGACGUGCAACGGUGAACACCUUCGGGUAUAUUGCGCGGACUAUCGGACCAAAUGAUGUUAUUUCUACUCUGCUAAACCACCUUCGUGUACAAGAGAGACAACUGCGGUUGUGUACAACGAUCGCAAUUGCCAUCGUUGCGGAGACCUGUCUGCCGUACUCAGUGCUUCCUGCCCUGAUGACGGAAUACCGUGUGCCAGAGAUUAAUGUACAGACAGGUGUUCUGAAAGCGCUUUGUUUCCUCUUUGAAUAUAUCGGUGAGAUGGCAAAGGACUACAUCUACGCCAUUACACCGUUACUAGAAAACGCGUUAAUGGAUCGUAACAUAGUGCACCGGCAAACUGCCGCAUGGACCUGCAAACACCUAGCCCUGGGGGUAACUGGACUAAACUGUGAAGAUGCACUAUUACACCUACUAAACUAUGUAUGGCCCAAUAUAUUCGAGACGAGCCCACAUCUCACGCAGAGCUGUUUCGACGCAAUAGACGGGUUCCGAGUAGCCCUAGGUCCUAGUGUGAUAUUCCAUUAUCUACUCCAGGGGCUAUUCCACCCAGCAACAAAGGUCCGCGAGGUGUACUGGCGUCUGUACAACAACCUGUACGUUGGGAACCAAGAUGCACUAGUGCCGCUGUUCCCGUUGAUACGCGAGGGGGUUGAGAACAAACACCAAGCGACCGAGUUGUUAUACACGAUAUAG
Messenger RNA from Babesia sp. Xinjiang, 3495 nucleotides. RefSeq names its product Splicing factor 3B subunit 1 (gene sf3b1). Gene Ontology annotation, cellular component: U2-type prespliceosome; U2 snRNP; catalytic step 2 spliceosome. Gene Ontology annotation, molecular function: mRNA binding. The transcript has a single exon. Gene Ontology annotation, biological process: spliceosomal complex assembly. NCBI's taxonomy places the organism in Eukaryota, Apicomplexa, Aconoidasida, Piroplasmida, Babesiidae. Bases 1 to 3495 code for a protein of 1164 amino acids. The record is from RefSeq and is a predicted model, not a curated record.